Hymenoscyphus albidus is the source of this 4839-nucleotide messenger RNA. The record is from the annotation of a GenBank genome assembly. Lineage: Eukaryota; Fungi; Ascomycota; Leotiomycetes; Helotiales; Helotiaceae.
CACAGAAAGCUCCACGUCAACCCCAAACAUAAACUUCCACUUGCACUUCCCCAUAUUGGCAUGAUGAACCUCUGAUGCGCCAAAUCCCCUCCUCCUCUUCCGCGCGAACGUUCUUCUGCCAAAUUACCCAAAAGAUUCCUACGUUUCUGUGCUCAUAAAACCAAUCACCUAAUCCUCCUCUACAACUCCAGCUCCUCGAACGUAGAGCCACGAAUAAGCAGCCCACCCGAUCAUCCACCGCUAUACUUGGAGCCUCACGAAGCGACACAUAAACACAACCAACCUCUGCGGAGCUCCAGCCCAUACACUCAGCCAGAAUGGCGUCCUUCUUAGAGAAUUCCUACAGUCUGGUGCACCAGGAUAAUGCGGCAGACGUACCUUCAAUGUCUGAGUUGCGGACACAGUUGGAGAAGGGGACAGACGAGAGCAAGGUGGAAACCAUGAAGCGGAUUCUCACAAUCAUGCUGAAUGGGGAUCCAAUGCCUCAAUUGCUCAUGCACAUCAUUCGAUUCGUUAUGCCUUCGAAACAUAAGGCUUUGAAGAAACUCCUGUAUUUCUAUUAUGAAAUAUGCCCCAAGCUAGAUGCUAGCGGCAAGUUGAAGCAGGAAAUGAUUCUGGUUUGGUAUUCAUAUCUGUAGCAUAUGGGAAUAGAAGGAAAAUUCUAACACUGUCAAUAGUAACGGCAUCAGAAACGAUUUACAGCACCCCAACGAAUACAUUCGAGGGAACACAUUGCGCUUUUUGUGCAAGCUUCGAGAGGCGGAGCUUAUUGAACCUUGCCUUUCCACCGCCCGCUCUUGUCUUGAACAUCGACACGCAUACGUCCGAAAGAACGCCGUCUUUGCUGUUGCCUCCAUUUUUCAACAUUUCCAAAGCCUUAUUCCAGACGCCCCUGAGCUGAUCGCUACAUUUUUGGAAACCGAAAGCGACCACACCUGCAAGCGCAAUGCUUUCGCAGCAUUGGUUAGCAUCAGCCACGAUAGUGCGUUAUCAUACUUGAGCAGCGUUUUCGAUGGUAUCCUCAAUGCAGACGAGCUUUUGCAACUGGUUGAGUUGGAAUUUAUUCGCAAAGAUGCCGUUCAGAACUCACAAAACAAAGCCCGCUAUUUACGCCUCAUCUUUGACCUUCUGGAAGCUGGCGCCAGUACCGUGGUUUAUGAAGCAGCUUCCUCUCUAACCGCCCUGACCAGCAACCCCGUCGCAGUCAAGGCAGCCGCUUCGAAAUUCAUUGAGCUGAGUAUCAAGGAGGCUGACAAUAAUGUCAAAUUAAUCGUAUUAGACAGAGUUGAUCACCUGAGGCAGAAGAAUGAAGGCGUUCUCGACGAUUUGACCAUGGAAAUUCUCAGAGUGCUUUCAAGUCCAGAUAUCGAUGUUCGACGGAAAGCUUUGGGAAUUGCUUUGGAAAUGGUCUCUAGCAAGAACGUUGAGGAGGUCGUUUUAUUGCUGAAGAAGGAGUUAACCAAGACCGUGGACCAAGAAUAUGAAAAGAAUAACGAAUACCGUCAAUUGUUGAUACACUCAAUACAUCAAUGCGCAAUCAAAUUCUCAGAAGUUGCUGCCAGCGUUGUUGACUUGUUGAUGGACUUCAUUGCUGAUUUCAACAACACUUCAGCAGUCGAUGUUAUUUCUUUCGUCAAGGAGGUGGUUGAGAAAUUCCCCAAGCUACGUGCCGGAAUUGUCGAGCGCCUUGUCUCUACCUUGAGCGAGGUGCGUGCGGGCAAAGUUUACCGAGGUGCACUUUGGAUCGUAGGAGAAUACUCACUGGAGGCAUCUGACAUCAGAGACGCGUGGAAACGUAUUCGGGCCAGUUUGGGUGAAAUUCCAAUCUUGGCAUCUGAACAACGCCUUUUGGACGAGGUUGCCGACGGACAAGAAGCACCAAAGGAGGAUCAAGUUAAUGGUCACUCGAAGGCAGCACCUACAGGAUCACGUCGGGUUCUUGCUGAUGGAACUUAUGCGACGGAGAGUGCGCUUACCAGCACAUCUGCUGCAGCCGCAAAAUUAGAGGCUGUCAAGUCAGCCCAAAAGCCUCCUCUACGACAACUUAUUCUCGAUGGAGACUACUACUUGGCGUCCGUUCUGUCAUCCACACUUACCAAACUUGUCAUGCGACAUUCGGAAAUCUCCAAAGAUAAAGCUCGUACCAAUGCAUUACGAGCUGAGGCCAUGCUUAUCAUGAUUUCCAUCAUCCGUGUUGGACAAUCACAGUUCGUCAAAGCGCCUAUUGAUGAGGAUUCGGUUGACAGAAUCAUGUCUUGCGUAAGAUCGCUUGCUGAGUUUGCACAAAACAAGGAACUUGAGACCGUCUUCCUCGACGAUACACGCAAAGCUUUCAGGGCUAUGGUGCAAGUUGAGGAGAAGAAACGUGCCGCAAAGGAGGCUCAGGAAAAAGCCAAGACAGUUGUUCAAGUGGAUGAUGUUGUAUCCAUCCGUCAAUUGGCAAAGAAGAAUGCCGGCGAUGGAACUGAUGAGAUUGAGCUUGAUUUGGAGAAAGCCACCGGUGGUGAUUCUGCAGUUGAAGAUCUGUCUUCCAAACUCAGCCGUGUUGUUCAACUUACCGGAUUUUCGGAUCCAGUCUACGCGGAAGCAUAUGUCAAGGUUCACCAAUUCGAUAUUGUUCUCGAUGUUCUCCUCGUCAACCAGACGACUGAGACUCUUCAGAAUCUGUCGGUGGAAUUUGCAACACUUGGUGACCUCAAAGUGGUAGAGAGACCAACGACGCAAAAUCUUGGACCACAUGACUUCCAGAAUGUUCAAACCACUAUCAAGGUUUCAUCAACUGAUACUGGAGUUAUCUUCGGUAACGUUGUCUACGAUGGUGCAAGUUCAACCGAGAACAAUGUAGUUAUCCUGAAUGAUGUUCAUGUCGAUAUCAUGGACUAUAUCCAACCAGCAGUCUGCACGGAAACGCAAUUCCGAACCAUGUGGACUGAAUUUGAGUGGGAGAAUAAGGUCAACAUCAAUUCCAAGGCCAAGUCGUUACGAGACUUCUUGAAGCAAUUGAUGGCUUGCACUAACAUGAGCUGUUUGACACCUGAGGCGUCUUUGAAGGGCGACUGUCAAUUUUUGAGCGCCAAUUUAUAUGCACGAAGCGUUUUUGGUAGGUUCAUCUGAAAUUCCAAAUCUUGACAAGACUAACCAGUUUUAGGUGAGGAUGCACUCGCAAACUUGAGCAUCGAGAAGGAAGGAGAGGAUGGACCAGUGACGGGUUUCGUACGAAUCCGAAGUAGAUCUCAAGGUCUGGCACUUAGCUUAGGGUCACUAAAAGGCUUGAACAAGGUUGGCGAGGCAGCUUGAGUGGGAUGAGGAGAUGCCAGUGAACAAGCCGAUAUUGUAUAAUCCCUCUUUCUUGGGGGGGAAUUGUCGGACUCGUACACUCCUAAUGAGAUAUGAGAGAAGAGCAGAAGGGCACUGAGCGAGGACUCGCUUCCCGCCGUGCCCCAAAGAAAUAUUGAUUGCAAGUUUUGUCGAGUACUAUAGGCUUUGUUCUUUUUUAUUUUUCCCGUGCUCAUAAUCGUUAUGAAUGAAAAUGGGCGAGGAAAAGGGGAAAAGAAGUUCUUUAUUUUGAUUUUAGAAUCUCUGGUGGAGGGUGGAAGUAGAAAAUGAAGCAAGUAAGAUUUUUUGAAUUGAUCUGGCUGUUUUUCUUUGGUGCACAGUAGGAGGUUUUUGAUAUGGGCUGGCUGUUUAGGGGUUCUCGUACCCUGAAUACACCCCAAUAAAAACCAGUAAGACUUACCUCAUGCUUAAAAAUCAAAAUCUGGUACCUGACAGUUGAGCAAUUUGCCACGCCUCACUUGUACAUACGCAUAACAUGACAGGGUCCUAGCUUAUCUUAUCUUAUUCGUAGGUGCCGAGUGCUGUGCCCUUUUUAAAUUUUGAUAUUGAUGAGUUGGGGGGAAGGAAGGGGGUUUGGUAUUUGUAUAUGAACUGUUUCUCGAUGGGUGAGUGGUAGGUAUUUGGGGAACGUGUAGAGAGUAGGUAGGUACUUGGAGGUGACCCCACCCCAUGACCCCUGACUUGGUUGUUUAUGAGGGAUCGUGGGGUUGAGUUUGUGGAUUGUGCUGGGCUGGGUGAUUGCUGGUGAUUGUUGCGUACCUGGUUUUUUUUUAUGGCUUUAUGCCCGGGACAUUUGGGAAUGUUUGGGGGUUCUUUUUGUAUUGAAUUAUGGGUGGAAGUUAACAAGGGAGAGAGUAAAUUCGCCCAAGUAGUGGUUUUCGAGUAGUCAGAGGUCUGGAUUGGAUAAUGAGGGAUAUAUCAUAAGUGUCAGCCGACUAUUAAAUGCUAGACAAUACUACUGGUGGUAGAGCUAGGUACAAAGGUCGCGGUGGACUAAUUCAGACUAGUGAUUGGAGUGAUUGGAACGAUUGCAACGCCUUUGAUGCCAUUCCCUGGCACGGAUGAUGAUACCCUAAGAGGCAAGUCGGGAGGAAUCAGUGCUGGGAAAGGUAUUGUCAUAUGCGAAGACGGAAGUCCACCCGAACCAUUGUCGCACUGGUAAGUUUACUCAAGUACAGUUGCGGACCACCACAUGUGUUGGUACGAGUACUGGCUAAGGUUGUGUUGUGGACGUUAGUGGGAGCAUUUGGGUUAAACUAUUCCAAGGCUUGCUGAGCUACCCUGUGAGCUCGGCCUCGGCAUCUUUUAUUUUUGGGCGUCUUGCGAACGCGGGUCUUGUGCAGGUGGCUUUCUCGGUCCGGGCGGGAACUGGUUAAGAACGUCACCCGCUGAAUACAUUAUUCCGUAGCUCUCAUCCCAACCUUAGUACCUACCUACCAUUACCACAACAUUUAACAACACCCAAACGUCGACCAUGAGCCGAGUAUUGGAGUAUAUUGAAGA